Messenger RNA from Microthlaspi erraticum, 762 nucleotides. The record is from the annotation of a GenBank genome assembly. NCBI's taxonomy places the organism in Eukaryota, Viridiplantae, Streptophyta, Magnoliopsida, Brassicales, Brassicaceae.
AUGGCCUCCUCGUGCCUCUCGAAUGCCUCUGUAUCUUCCUUCAACCCUAAACAAGACCCCAUCCGCCGCCACCGCUCGCCUGCUCUCCUCCGCCACCGUCCCUUCGUCGUCUCCUGCACCUCUUCCGCGAAAGCCGCCGAUGGAACCGCCAGCAACAACAGCACUCCGAUCGAGACCGCCGUCAAGCCACGCCGCACCGAGGAUAACAUUCGUGACGAGGCUCGUCGCCACCGCUCCACCGCCGUGAAUCCGUUUUCAGCUAGGUACGUUCCGUUCAAUGCGGCGCCUGGAUCCAACGAGUACUACUCUCUCGACGAGAUCGUGUACCGUAGCCGCUCCGGCGGUUUGCUCGAUGUGGAGCACGAUAUGGAGGCUCUGAAGCGAUUCGAUGGAGCUUACUGGAGAGAUCUCUUCGAUUCGCGAGUCGGCAAAAGCAUUUGGCCGUAUGGAUCGGGCGUAUGGUCGAAGAAAGAGUGGGUUCUUCCCGAGAUCGACGACGACGACAUCGUUUCGGCCUUCGAAGGAAACUCCAAUCUCUUCUGGGCGGAGAGGUUUGGUAAACAGUUUCUCGGAAUGAACGAUCUGUGGGUGAUCUCUUCGAUUCGCGAGUCGGCAAAAGCAUUUGGCCGUAUGGAUCGGGCGUAUGGUCGAAGAAAGAGUGGGUUCUUCCCGAGAUCGACGACGACGACAUCGUUUCGGCCUUCGAAGGAAACUCCAAUCUCUUCUGGGCGGAGAGGUUUGGUAAACAGUUUCUCGGAAUGA